GAAAGUAGGAACUAUUGAGGGAAAAGAGAUUGAACUUGGCAAGCACUUCAUCUUGGCCUAGAGAGGCAUGUGAUUGGUAUAUUGUGCUUGGGUGCUGCUGGCAUGGUGUCGUCUACCGUCUAGCCUAGCCGCAACAUGAGCUUUGAAUGAGCUGCCAGCAUAUGAGGAAAUGCGAGUAUGCCUGUGUUCAUAUAUAUUGUGGAUGUUCGUCUUCCUCCUGCAUCACCAUGAAGAACGUGAUGAAAGCUGUGAAGAAGCUGAAGUUUUGGUCAAGAAAGAAGAAGAAAAAGAAGAACCAUCAACCUUACUAUCCUCCUCCACCUCCUCCUUGCUACCAUUGCUGCGGUUGCUCCUCCUCCACUGAGCCAUCGGCUCCACCCUUACCACCGUGGCUUGAAGCUGCAGAACAUGGGACCUUCUUGUUGCAACCGACUUUGGAACCUGCUCCAGAAUUGACAUAUCCAAGUCCAGUUCAUGCACCUUCACGAGACUCGUCCUAUCAGCAAUAUAUGGUUCCAGAACCUGUUUAUGGCAUUCCAAUUACUCAAACUGCUACAAGAGAGAGAUCUGGGGAAUUAUUUGGGUGUGUUUUCAGCUUUGGAGCUCAUUUAUUUCGCUGCUUAUUCCCUUGUUUUCAUAUUCGUGAACAAGUCUGAAGUGGGUAUGCAUGAACUUUGCUAGCACAAGCAAAUUGUCUCACCCUUGUUCUUCUAUCUUCCUUUAUGGCGUUCAAGCCCUUGGCGACUCUUCAGAUUUGUGAAACGAGGAAGAAGAUGAAGCAGUGUUGGUCCUUCAUAUUUGGAUUAGUACUGUAAAUAGGAAUUCUACUUUGAGACAGGUUCCCAUACAAAUACAGCUAUGUUACUUUCAUUUUAACUAAUAAAGCGUGGUUCUCGAGCAAAGUGUAUUUCAA
Messenger RNA from Prosopis cineraria, 913 nucleotides. RefSeq lists its product as uncharacterized. The record is from RefSeq and is a predicted model, not a curated record. Lineage: Eukaryota; Viridiplantae; Streptophyta; Magnoliopsida; Fabales; Fabaceae.